Suillus plorans is the source of this 681-nucleotide messenger RNA. RefSeq lists its product as uncharacterized. Lineage: Eukaryota; Fungi; Basidiomycota; Agaricomycetes; Boletales; Suillaceae. The transcript has 7 exons. The record is from RefSeq and is a predicted model, not a curated record. The coding region runs from base 1 to 681 and encodes 226 amino acids.
AUGUUUAAUCGAACCUUUCAAUUCAAUGAUGGGUUAAAAACGUCUGACCAGGAAUUGUCCAAAAGGACUACGAGAUCAACGGAGGCUAAAAUAGGUCCCCACUUUGUGGUCAAGACCCACGCGGUCAAUACAAAUGCAUCACGAUCGGUGUACAAUUGGGAGGGGGGUCCAGCUGGGGAUGGAGUCCCUUCGCGCAAAAAUAUUCCAUACAUCAUGAUAUCAUCUCCGGAGAACAAUGAGAUUGACAAUACGACGUCACGGAUAGUUGAUGCGAUCACAUGGGAACGAACAUUUCCGAAUUUUGUAUCGCUUAAUGGGCAGAUAACAUACUUUCCAGUUCUAGCAUAUCAAAGCACAUUUAUGGCAUACCAAAAUGACCGACUUGCAUUCUGUUCACGGUUUCCGCACUAUUCAAAGGACAGCUUACGGCUUCUACCUCUUGGCAUACGAAAAGCUUGUACCACGCAAAAUGACCUAGAAGGGCCGCGGCCAAUCGUAUACGGCGGGACCAGAUCGACCAUAUGGACUACAUUCUUGGUGCGACAGCUGCAGCCUGGAUACGCCAAAGUUUGGAGAAGCAAGGAAAUCGGUAGUUUGGGGCCCACCUUGAUUCGUUCACCAUUUGCGAACGGGCCGACGUUCCUUGGAUUCGGGUUGGCUAGUAGACUGCUGUAUUCAUAA